CUGUGAGUCAAGCUUGGAAGACGCAACACAUUGAUUUUAUUAUAGCUAACGUUGGUAUUUUUCAUACAGCGGUAGCAUCUAGUUCAAAAUGCAGCAAGACGAGAUUCAGAACCUUCCUGCCAAGCUGGCAGGCGAUUUCCGCUCCAUCGAGCCCCAUCUGCGUGACCUUGACAAGCACCUUACCCUGCGAUCCUACGUCCAGGGCUUUACUCUGAGCGAGGACGACAAGAAGGUAUGGCAGACUCUGCGUGCCAACAAGGUUGCCAUGGGCUUCAUUCGCAAGAAUGCUCUUCCCAACAUCACCAGAUGGUUCACCUUUGUCGAGCAAUCGCACCCCGAGCUCCAGGAGGACAACAAGCCCGCCGAUGCUGGCAAGGCCAAGUCCCAGGGCGCCAACUACAACCUUGCUCUUCAGGAUACUGACAAGGGCGUUGUUACUCGUUUCCUUCCCGAGCCUUCUGGCUACCUUCACAUCGGACACGCCAAGGCUGCUCUUCUCAGCGAUUACUUCGGUCACGUCGCCUACAAGGGCCAGAUGCGUCUUCGUCUCGACGACACCAACCCCUCCAAGGAGAAGGCCGAGUACCAGGAUGCCAUUGUUGAGGAUCUUGCCCUGAUGGGUAUCAAGCCCGACGCCAUGACCUACACUUCCGACUACUUCGACUACCUGUACGACAUGUGCAAGAAGCUCAUUGGUAUGGGUAUGGCUUAUGCCGACGACACCGACCAGGAAACUAUGCGUGACGAGCGUAUGCACGGCCGUCCCUCCAAGCGCCGCGAGCGCACUGUCGAGGAGAACCUCCGCAUCUUUGAGGAGAUGAAGAAGGGUUCCGAGGAGGGUAUCGCCAACUGCAUCCGUGCCAAGAUGUCUGUCGACAACCCCAACAAGGCCAUGCGCGACCCCGUCAUCUACCGCUGCAACCCCAACGACGCUCACCACCGCACCGGCACUACCUGGAAGAUGUACCCCAUGUACGACUUUGCUUGCCCCGUUGUCGACAGCCACGAGGGCAUCACUCACGCUCUCCGCUCUACCGAGUACACCGAUCGCAACCCCCAGUACCAGUGGUUCCUCGACACCCUUGGCCUCCGCCAGGUUCACAUGUGGGAUUUCUCCCGUCUCAACUUCAUCAAGACGUUCCUGUCUAAGCGCAAGCUCGCCAAGCUUGUCGACAACGGCAACGUCUGGGGCUGGGAUGAUCCCCGCAUGCCCACCGUCCGUGGUGUUCGUCGCCGUGGUAUGACUGUUUCUGCUCUCCGCGACUUCAUCAUUCGCCAGGGCCCUAGCCGCAACAUUGUCUCCAUGGAUUGGACCACCUUCUGGAACGCCAACAAGAAGGAGAUUGACCCCGUUGCUCCCCGUCACACUGCCCUGCUCCAGGACGGUCUUGUCAAGUGCACCUUGACUGGCGCUGAUGUGCCUACUGGCGUCACUAGCGAGAAGCGCCCCAAGCACGCCAAGAACCCCGAGGUUGGCAUGAAGGAUGUCUUCUUCGCCCCCGAGGUCUACCUUGACCAGGCGGAUGCCAAGUCUUUCAAGGCCGAUGAGGAGAUUACUCUGAUGGGCUGGGGCAACGCCUUUGUCCGUGAGAUCUCCUCAAGCGACCCCAUCCCCAGCCUGAAGCUGGAGCUCAACCUCAAGGGCGACUUCAAGGCUACCGAGAAGAAGGUUACAUGGUUGGCUGCCGACGGCUUCAAGCUUGUCCCCGCCGAGCUGUGGGAUUUUGACUACCUCAUCACCAAGGACAAGCUUGAGGAGGAUGACAAUGUGGAGGAUUUCCUCAACCCCAACACCGCCAGCAUGGUCACCGCCUGGUGCGAUGCCGGCGUCGGCGAGCUCAAGGCUGACGACAUCAUUCAGCUCGAGCGCCGCGGCUUCUACAGAGUCGACAAGGGUCUUAACGACUGGAAGGAGGGCGAGGCCGGCGAGAAGGGCCCCCGCGUCGUACUCUUCAACAUUCCCACCGGCAAGGGUGGUAAAUAAAUGUAGUUGAUCACGAAAAUCUACGUAGCAUAGCAUGAAUAGGUAAAGACGAAAAUAUAACGGCAAAAAAGCCUCUCCUUAGUUUCAUUUUCUCCGAUUAUAUGCAACUAGUCUAACGUGUUUUAUGUUCAUCAUGAGCUCAUACAUAUACAGGUGACAUUUGACAUUUGUCAACCAAAGGGGACAAUUUACUUUGGCAAGCAGGACAAGAUGCUCUUGAGCUUGUCAAGUACCUCCUGCUGGCGACCAUCGUUGAUGGUGGUCUUGUCAGUGGCAUCGCCAAUGCUGACAGGCACAUAGCAGCCCUUGGUCUUGUAUACAGAGUCCUCGGUAGGAAGACGGUCCGUGCCGCACCAGUUGACGUCCUUGGGGGAGAAGAUGCCCGGGUUGAUGCGACUCAGGACAAACUUGUACUUGGAGGCAUCGCUGCACUCGUCGCUAACCUUGGGGAAGUUAACGUUGAGGAAGACGUCCUUGGGGAGAUAGGGCUUGCCCGAGGCAAUGACCACGGAGGUCAAGUUGGUAGCAAGCUGAGCGUAGACGGAGCUGCUCUUGCGCGGGGCCUCGUUCCAAGCGUGACGGCCGUCGUCGGCGCCCGAGAAGGCAAUGGCGGGGAUUCCAGCAUCGUGCGAAGCGUAGCAGGCCGCGCCGACGGUGCCAGAGAAGGGAACCGACAGGAACAGGUUGGUGCCGACAUUGGGGCCAGUCACAGCUAGCUCGGGCGCAGCGCCGUUCCAGAGCUUCGGGGCAAACAUGUUGAUACCGUAGCGGAUCGAGGUGACCGGGUACGAGUUGACCCAGUUGAGGUCCUCGCGGGUGCUGUUGUGGCCGUAAGGAGGGGAGUUGGCAGGGCAGCUGUUGUACUCGCAUGGCUUGUCGCGGUUCUCAGGCUGCUCGUCUCUAGAAGCUAAAUUUGGGGAAUUGUUUAGUAUACCGAGUAUGGCACGGGGAUGGUGGACGCCACAUACAGCUACCGGACUUGUCUUCCGCAGGACCGGACAGGAGGACCUGGUGGCCGCCGGCGAUAAGGGCAUCGUUGAGAGCGCGGAUGUUUAGCUCGGCCCAGCCGUCAUCGUUGGACUGGACGAUGCGGACGGCCUGGACGGCGAGGGCGUUGACGAGGACGGUGGAGGCGGCGAUCUUCAUGGUUGCUGUUGAUAUUGCUUAACAAAAGACGGAUGUCUGAAUGGAAGAGACAGGUGGUAGCGGCAGCGGUGGCCUCUUUUUAAAUGCCAAAAAUUAUUAGAGUGCCGAGAUAAAAUGACAAACAGAGUAAGCACUUAGUCGAAUUUAGCUCGGCGGGCAUUGAGAUGGGAUCGCCGCACGCAUGAAGGAAGAGGAAAUAGGCCCGAGUUGGAUAAAGUCGCGAGUCUUAGGUGAGACGCUGGCCAAUGGGUGCGGGCAUGUGCUUUUGGGUGCGGCAAUGGUUAGAGC
[Torrubiella] hemipterigena is the source of this 3418-nucleotide messenger RNA. The record is from the annotation of a GenBank genome assembly. Lineage: Eukaryota; Fungi; Ascomycota; Sordariomycetes; Hypocreales; Clavicipitaceae.